Molecule: messenger RNA, 850 nt
Organism: Hansenula anomala
Lineage: Eukaryota; Fungi; Ascomycota; Saccharomycetes; Phaffomycetales; Wickerhamomycetaceae
Gene: BUD23
Product: 18S rRNA (guanine1575-N7)-methyltransferase
Exons: 1
Coding region: 25-834 (269 amino acids)
Biological process (GO): rRNA (guanine-N7)-methylation
Cellular component (GO): nucleolus
Molecular function (GO): rRNA (guanine) methyltransferase activity
Source: RefSeq, a predicted model, not a curated record
UUAAAAGAGUGUUGUUCAAGGAAUAUGUCCCGUCCUGAACAACUGGCACCUCCAGAGGUGUUCUACAAUGAUUCAGAAUCAAAGAAAUAUACCUCCUCUACACGUGUGCAACACAUUCAAGCCAAGAUGACAUUCAGAGCUUUAGAAUUAUUAAAUUUAGAAGAUUAUUCACAUUUUAUACUAGAUAUAGGGUGUGGUUCAGGACUUAGUGGAGAGAUCCUUACAGAAGAGGGCCACAUAUGGUGUGGUAUGGAUAUUUCAACAUCGAUGUUGGCGACUGGAUUGGAUCGUGAAGUUGAUGGUGAUUUAUUCUUAGCAGAUAUGGGGAAUGGUAUACCUUUUAGAGCUGGUUCUUUUGAUUGUGCGAUUAGUAUAUCUGCUAUCCAAUGGCUUUGUAAUGCGGAUAGUGCGGAUGUUGACCCUAAGAAGAGAUUGUUGAGGUUUUUCAAUACGUUAUUUGCAAGUUUGAAAAGAGGUGGGAAAUUUGUUGCACAAUUUUAUCCAAUGAAUGAUGAACAAAUUGAUUCAAUAUUGAGUAGUGCUAAAGUGGCAGGGUUCCAAGGUGGGUUAGUUAUUGAUGAUAGUGAAAGUAAAAAAAAUAAGAAAUAUUAUUUAGUAUUAAGUGCUGGACAAAGUGCCCAAAAUUUGAAUUUAGCAGGUGUUACAAUGGAUGCACCUGAAGAAGUUGGUAAAAAGAUUAAUAAAAAGUUAAAGAGAAAAUUGGAAAGUAGAAAAGAUUAUGUUAAUAGAAAGAAGGAAUUAAUGAAGAAAAGAGGGAAACAUGUUGCUAAAGAUUCUAAAUUCACUGCAAGAAAGAGAAGACCUAGGUUUUAGAGCAAGGGGAUCAGGC